AGAGGUGACAGUUUCAAAACCAGGUCAGGAUCAAGCUCAGGCACGAAUGUCGCCCAGUGUUGCAGUUUGGCCUUUAGACCUGCAGCUGACUGUAACUUCAGUAUCUACUACAGAGGCUGAAUACUCUACAGCCCUGAAGAAGACUACAGCUCCACAUCCACAGCAGGUGCAGACUCAGCAUCCGAACCUGACUCCAGUCGCAGUUCCCCCUUUGGAUGUGAAACUUACUACAACUCAGCAUCCAUUGGAAUCUUCUGAAAAUUACACCCCAGAAAAGAAUGCCACCAAGAGCAUCAACCUAUGUGAGCUCUGUGUCUGCAGAGACGAGACACUGUCCUGUACUGGUCUCAGCCCAGAGCAGAGGCUCCACCGAGUGCCUGUGCUAGAGCCCAAGACCUACAACAGCACCUUCGCCGUUGUAAAUUUCCAAGGAAACGCUAUAUCUUCCAUUGAUAAGCAUGUAUGGGAAGCAUACCGCUGGACUGAGACACUAAUUCUCAGUGAAAAUCAUUUGACUGAAUUACAUAAGGAUUCAUUUGAAGGCCUGCUCUCCCUCCAGCAUUUAGAUCUAUCUUGUAAUAAAAUACAGGUUAUUGAAAGAGGUACAUUUGAAGCGCUACCUUUUCUGAAGUCUCUAAAUCUUCGUUGCAACUUAAUCAGUGAAGUGAGCUUCGGAACAUUUCAGGCAUGGCACGGGUUUCAGUUUUUAAAUGAGCUCCAUCCUAGUGAGUGUAAAGUAGUAGUGUCUCAUUAUGGUUUUGAUUUGCAUUUCCCUAAUGACUUAAGACAUGGAGCAUCUUUUCAG
Molecule: messenger RNA, 805 nt
Organism: Galeopterus variegatus (Sunda flying lemur)
Lineage: Eukaryota; Metazoa; Chordata; Mammalia; Dermoptera; Cynocephalidae
Product: leucine-rich repeat-containing protein 37B-like
Exons: 6
Molecular function (GO): protein binding
Source: RefSeq, a predicted model, not a curated record